Molecule: messenger RNA, 2076 nt
Organism: Penicillium angulare
Lineage: Eukaryota; Fungi; Ascomycota; Eurotiomycetes; Eurotiales; Aspergillaceae
Product: Zn(II)2Cys6 transcription factor
Exons: 1
Coding region: 1-2076 (691 amino acids)
Biological process (GO): regulation of DNA-templated transcription; DNA-templated transcription
Molecular function (GO): DNA binding; DNA-binding transcription factor activity, RNA polymerase II-specific; zinc ion binding
Source: RefSeq, a predicted model, not a curated record
AUGAAUCCUGGAAAGCCUCGGAUCCGCGCGGCUAAGGCCUGCAAGCGAUGCAGGCAGCGAAAAAUCAAAUGCGACGUCGUACAGAAUGGAACCCCAUGCAGCCGCUGUCGCAUGGACAGCGUCGAAGAGUGUGAACUCAUCGUAUCACGCCGUGGAACCUACGAUCGGAGAACUGCCCGGCAGUUACGCCAUCAGCAUAGUGCUGGUCUGGCCUUGGGCGCGCCACAGCCACCGGCAGCGGCAGACAAUAGGCACAGCCAGAACGCCGAAUCAAUCACUACGACCAGCUCUCAAGAUGGCGAUCAAGAUCUGAUUUCAGAAACCACUCCUUCUGAACUUCAGUCCAUCCAUAGCAAUCCGACGGAAUCUCUCCCUCCUCUGGGGCCUGAGAGUAUCCGUCCAUCUGCCUCCGCCAGACAGUCCGUCUCCGGAAUGUUUGAAGACUUCCUCAAUUGGCGAACAGAGAGGCAAAUUUCCCAGUGUGGGCUCAUCAUGUUAGCCGAGCCAUCGCCCCUGACUUUUGCUCUCGAGGAGUAUCCCAAUGGGGUAACUCCACCUUUACACGACGCCAGUGACCAAAUCCGAAACAGCUCGAACCUGGCGGUCGUUCGCGACGACUGUCACCCUUCACAUCUCGAUGCCGUGGACAUCACCUAUCUUAAAGCCAAAGGCGCAUUCGCUCUGCCCUCCGAGCGCCUGAUGCACGAUUUGGUCGACGUGUACUUGAAGAAGUUCCACGCAUUGUACUCAAUCGUUGAUAGAAUUGAGCUGGAGAAAGUACACAAGGAGAAAAAGCUACCCUGGCUGAUGCUCCAUACAGUCUGUUUCAUAGGAGCGACAUUCUGUGAUGCAUCCGUUAUUCAUCUCUCUGAAUUCAAAUCACGACUCGAAGCUCGACGCAAGUUUUACGACAGGGCAAAACUGAUUUUUGACUUCGGGUAUGAGACAAGUAAAAUCAUAAUCGCCCAGUGUGCUAUAAUGUUGAGCUUCUGGGGCCCACAAACACACAGUUACUGGAAUCCUUGUUCCUGGAUCGGUUUCAGUGUUACCUUUGCUGUCUCACUGGGAACACACCGCGCCUCUGUCUGCGCUGAUGCCCAGCGAAAUAACAGGGGCUUGUUAAAAAAGCUUUGGUGGUCGCUAGUAGUGCGAGAUACAUAUUGUUCUGUACUACUAGGAAGGCCAUUUCGCAUCAAUCUGACCCACUGCGAUACUGAUAUGUUGACGAUGGAUGAUUUUGUCAAUGAAUCCAUGGAAGAAGGUUUCUAUCAAAUACAAAUUGCUAGGUUAUCCCUCAUCUUACGUCGAAUACUUCACUCUCGCGUCGGACUAGAGAAUGGCUCAAUCACGCCGCAAACAGUGCAUUCGGAAAUUGAAGCGUGGCAUUGUGAGCUACAACACUCUCUACAGAACUGGCCUUAUCGAGGCCCUCCCUUUAUAUGCUCGACUGCUUUGGAUAUUCUUUACAACUACUACCUGCUUCUAUUAUACAUCAAAAAGCCAAUCACUGAGACUUCCGACCGAUAUGGAUCAAGUCAGACAUCAGAUGGCUUUGUCCAAUCACGCGCCCGGGCAAUCGCCUCCCACGCGAUUACCCUCGUCACCAAAACCAAGGUUUGUGAGCUCCCACACGAGCUCUUCCCGGCAUUUUUUGUCUCUGGAAUCGUACUUUAUCGACAGAUGCGGCAAUCAGAGGACAUCGUCGCUGAAAUGGCGCGCGCGAAUCUGGAUAAUUGCCGAAUUAUUCUAAACGAGGCGAAGGAGCUAUGGGAUCCAGGAAGCUGGGCAAUGCAGAUAUUCGAUUUUCUAUGUGCAUACCGAAAGAAUGCCGCGCCACGUAUGGAAGAAAAUCACCAGAGUAACCCCGACGUGACAUCGUCUAGCAAUAUCGACAAUCUCAAUACACAUGCAAUGGCGGGCAGGCAUUCUGGAAUUGACGAUCCUCAUCCCGAAAAAUCCCUAGGUCUAAAUUAUGAUGUCCUUCAUUCCCACUUGUCAGAAAGGCUGGAGGAUUACCUGCUGAUGCCUAACUUCCUGCCUCCCGCAACAGACGAGUGGCCAGAAUUUCAGAUUUAG